Molecule: messenger RNA, 623 nt
Organism: Mangifera indica (mango)
Lineage: Eukaryota; Viridiplantae; Streptophyta; Magnoliopsida; Sapindales; Anacardiaceae
Product: heavy metal-associated isoprenylated plant protein 28-like
Exons: 2
Coding region: 101-463 (120 amino acids)
Molecular function (GO): metal ion binding
Source: RefSeq, a predicted model, not a curated record
CUUCUCUCCCCACUUUAGGCCAUUAUAUAUCAACAACUUUCACAUUAAUUCGAUAGUUUUCCUCUCUAACUUACUCAGGCUCUUGAUUCUAUACGUAUACAUGUUACAGGUGGUGGAUCUGAAGGUACACCUGCACUGCAAAGACUGUGAAAAGGCAGUGCGUAAAGCCUUGUGCAAGAUUACAGGUGUAAAGUGUGUGGAGAUGGAUAUGGUGUUGAACAAGAUAAGGGUGUUGGGGUAUGUGGAUCAAGGAGUUGUUGUAAAAAGCAUUCAGAAAUCAGGAAGGAAAGCGGUGGUUUUAUCAUCUUCAUGUUCAUCAAUUAGAUCAAGCUGGCAAUUGCAAGAGGGGCAGAGUCCAAGGCUGCCUAGUUGUUACCGCUGCAUUAUUCCAAGGUUUCUUUAUGCAACUUCCAAACGCACUACUGCUUGUGAUUCUACGAUAUCAAAGAUUGCCAAGAUUUAGAUGAAAGCUGCACUAUGUGCAUUGCGUUUAACUUUGAAAUAUUAUUGCUUCACAUAAUAAUCCCUUGCUUUCAAUAAUUGUAAUUUUGAAUUGUAAUGGUAAAAUCUAUAUGAUGAUAUAAGAGUUGUGGUCAGGAUAUGAAUGGUAUCACAUAUUCAAG